Symbiodinium necroappetens is the source of this 1179-nucleotide messenger RNA. The record is from the annotation of a GenBank genome assembly. NCBI's taxonomy places the organism in Eukaryota, Dinophyceae, Suessiales, Symbiodiniaceae.
AUGGCGAUCCAGUACUACAACAAUCUGAAGUUUGCCAUCGGUGUAGACGAUGACAACAUCGCCAAGAAUUACUGGAGUGCAGUGGAAGACAUGGGUGGCGACGCUUCGAAGGUGCUCCUGGGCCUGUGCUUCGUCGACUGCAAUGAUGGUUUCAGGGCCUACGACCCCAGCUUCCCGGCGAAGAGCCAGACCCUGGCGCCCAACUUGCUCAAGAACGUAAUGUCCAAAGGCAAAGGCUUCGGAGGCGUCAUGAUCUGGGCGAACCCUCAGUCGAAGAAGAGCAGCAAGUGCAAGGAUGCCAGCGGGAAGGAGGACGGCUGCUUUCCGCAGAUGCCGGCAUGGCUGGACACUGUCUGCUACUCCGUGGGAGGCACGCCAGCUCCCACACCCCCACCGCCGCCGGUGCCGGAGGAUGGGUACAACGGGCAGUUCAUGAUCCCCGCCCAGUGGGGCUCAGCCUCCUGGAAGUACAAAGGCCCCAAGGGGCCAAUUGGCAUCUGCUUCGGUGGCGCCAGCGUCAUCCAGUUAAACACCGACGCCGGAUGUGCCCCAGGUGGUGAUACGUACCAAGUCACUGUGGACAUGUUGACGAAGGGCGGGCAGAAGUUCUACGACUUCGGAGGGGGCGACGCUAACGCUAAGCAGUGGUACACCGAAGAUCUCCUGGCCAAGCUGAAUGACUACAUGGACACUCUUGUCGGAAGCUAUGAGGGCAUCAUCUAUGACAUCGAAACCUUCCCGUCGGACUUCAACCCAACAACCAUGAAAAGCGCAUUGGACCUCUCCUUCUCCAUGGCCAAGUCCAAAGGAUUCAAUAUUAUCGCCAGCACCUCGUACACAUCACCCUACACGCCCGGAGGCUAUCCAAGCGACUACCAACAGCGCGUCGACGAGGUGUGGAAGCAUGUCAUGGCGAAUCCGGAGGUCGACAUCUUUGCGCCGCAGUUCUAUGGGGGGGACGGCAAGACCGCUAACAUCGUAGAGACCAGCGGUAGCUCCGUGAAGUUCACGACAUGGACAAGCACCAUCCAGGAUUCCUCCGGAAGAAUCCGCCCCAUCUUCAAGGCAUAUUCCUGGCAAUACUACGAGAAUCAGGUGGCCCAGAUGGAGCAGAAGUGCCAGUGCAGCAUACCUGAUGAGUUUUGCCAAGGUGGGUAUCUCCUCUGGGGUGGGCCUUGA